Molecule: messenger RNA, 1181 nt
Organism: Microplitis mediator
Lineage: Eukaryota; Metazoa; Arthropoda; Insecta; Hymenoptera; Braconidae
Gene: Coq3
Product: ubiquinone biosynthesis O-methyltransferase, mitochondrial
Exons: 5
Coding region: 276-1121 (281 amino acids)
Biological process (GO): ubiquinone biosynthetic process
Molecular function (GO): 2-methoxy-6-polyprenyl-1,4-benzoquinol methyltransferase activity
Source: RefSeq, a predicted model, not a curated record
UAAUUACAAUAUGAGUGCAAAUUGACAGAAAGUUGUCCGCAAAAAUUCUUUUGAACUUUUGCUGACAUUUGUCAUCUGAUACCACCAGUAAAUUUCUAGCAAGUUCAGUUUCUAAGUUGAUGACAAUUUCCAAAAUGGCUACCAAGGUUUUAACCUAUGAAAAUAUUUGUAUGAUAGAAAAUGGAAAUAAGUUAUAUAUUUAGAAAAGUAUUUGCAUAUAAUAGUGACCAAUUCUAGUCAUUGGAUUAUUCAGUAAAGUUGGAAAAAAUUCAACAAUGUCACUGUCGAUGACAAAGCGUUCUUUCAUACUCGCAAGAUUUUUGCGUUAUAGUUCAACGAAAGCAACAGAAUCUACUUCUGAAACCAUAAAUAAAAACUCAUCAGUUGACAAUAAAGAAAUAGAACAUCACGAAAAAUUAUCAGAGCAAUGGUGGAACAAACAGGGACAGAUGCGUGCCUUGCAUGCAUUCAAUCCUCUACGAAUUCAAUUUAUUCGAGACGGGUUACAAAAUGUCGGGUGGACUGAAUCAAAUCCUCGUUAUCCAUUAGACGGGCUAAAAAUUCUUGAUGUUGGUUGCGGGGGCGGAAUUUUAUCCGAGGCUUUGGCGAGAAUCGGAGCGAAUGUUACAGGAAUCGAUGCCUCGAAACAAUUGAUCGAAACUGCUAAAAAACACGCGUCUUUAGAUUCAAAUUUAUCUGAAAACUUGACUUAUAUCAAUACUUCAGUCGAGGAUCACGUUAACAACCAAGCGAAAAUUUAUGACGGGGUCGUGGCUUCAGAAGUCUUAGAACAUGUUUCUAAUAAAGAUAUUUUCAUAAACUAUUGCACUAAGGCUUUGAAACCAGGAGGUUCCAUAUUUAUCACCACAAUAAAUCAAACAAUCCCAUCGUUCAUUGGUGGAAUUAUUUGUGCUGAAUAUUUAUUAAAUAUCGUACCCAUCGGUACUCAUGAAUGGGAUAAAUUUAUUUCACCUGAAAAUACUCAGCGUCUAUUAGAACAAUAUGGAUGUACUACUAAACUAACUCAUGGAAUGAUUUACAAUCCUCUAUCAAACAAAUGGCAUUGGACAUCAUCAAAAGCAAUCAAUUACGCCAUACAUGCUAUUAAAUCUGAUGAUUGAAUUCGAUAUAUUUAAUGUUCAGUUGCAAAAUUUCAUAUUCAAUUCUUAAAAUAAAUAUUA